AAGCUGUGAUCAAUAGCCAGGAAUGGACUUUGAGCCGCUCCAUUCCUGAACUGCGCCUGGGUGUGCUAGGUGAUGCCCGGAGUGGGAAGUCAUCGCUUAUCCACCGAUUCCUGACUGGUUCAUACCAGGUCCUGGAGAAGACAGAGAGUGAGCAGCAUAAGAAAGAAAUGUUGGUGGAUGGACAGACUCAUCUGGUGUUGAUCCGAGAGGAAGCUGGGGCACCCGAUGCCAAGUUCUCAGGCUGGGCAGAUGCUGUGAUUUUCGUCUUCAGCCUGGAGGAUGAGAACAGUUUCCAGGCCGUAAGCCGUCUUCAUGGGCAGCUGAGCUCCCUUCGGGGUGAGGGACGAGGAGGUCUUGCCCUGGCACUGGUGGGGACACAAGACAGGAUCAGCGCUUCCUCCCCCCGAGUGGUGGGCGAUGCUCGCGCCAGGGCUCUGUGUGCUGAUAUGAAGCGCUGCAGCUACUAUGAGACUUGUGCAACCUAUGGGCUCAAUGUGGAUCGGGUGUUCCAGGAGGUGGCCCAGAAAGUGGUGACCCUGCGAAAGCAGCAGCAGCUUCUGGCUGCCUGCAAGUCCCUCCCCAGCUCCCCAAGCCACUCAGCAGCUUCCACUCCUGUAGCUGGGCAGGCUGGUAACGGGGGCCACACUAGCGACUACUCUUCCUCUCUCCCAUCCUCACCCAAUGUCGGUCACCGGGAGCUCCGGGCUGAGGCAGCUGCAGUGGCCGGAUUGAGCACACCAGGGUCCCUGCACCGGGCAGCCAAGCGUAGGACCAGCCUUUUUGCGAAUCGUCGGGGCAGUGACUCUGAGAAACGGAGCUUGGACAGUCGGGGAGAGACAACAGGAAGUGGGCGAGCCAUCCCCAUCAAACAGAGCUUCCUACUAAAGCGAAGUGGCAACUCCUUGAACAAAGAAUGGAAGAAAAAAUAUGUGACCUUGUCCAGUAAUGGCUUCCUACUCUACCACCCCAGCAUUAAUGAUUACAUCCACAGUACCCAUGGCAAGGAGAUGGACUUACUACGAACAACAGUCAAAGUCCCUGGCAAGAGGCCCCCACGGGCCAUCUCUGCUUUUGGCCCCUCAGCCAGCAUCAACGGGCUGGUCAAGGACAUGAGCACUGUCCAGAUGGGGGAAGGUCCUGAAGCCACCACUCCUACCCCAAGCCCGAGCCCCAGCCCUAGCUCCCUGCAGCCACCACCAGACCAGACAUCCAAGCACCUGCUGAAGCCAGACCGGAGCCUGGCACGAGCCCUCAGCACCGACUGUACCCCAUCUGGAGACCUGAGCCCCCUGAGUCGGGAACCCCCUCCUUCUCCCAUGGUGAAGAAGCAGAGGAGGAAAAAGUUGACGACACCAUCUAAAACUGAAGGCUCAGCUGGGCAGGCUGAAGCCAAGCGCAAAAUGUGGAAACUAAAAUCCUUUGGUAGUUUAAGAAAUAUUUAUAAAGCAGAAGAAAACUUCGAGUUCCUGAUCGUGUCCAGCACUGGUCAGACAUGGCACUUUGAGGCAGCCAGUUUUGAGGAGCGGGACGCCUGGGUUCAGGCCAUCGAAAGUCAGAUCCUAGCCAGUCUCCAGUGCUGUGAGAGCAGCAAGGUCAAGCUGCGCACAGACAGCCAAAGCGAAGCCGUGGCCAUCCAGGCGAUCCGGAAUGCCAAGGGGAACUCAAUCUGCGUGGACUGCGGGGCCCCCAACCCCACGUGGGCCAGCUUGAACCUGGGCGCACUCAUCUGCAUCGAGUGUUCUGGCAUUCACCGGAACCUGGGCACACACCUGUCCCGCGUUCGCUCGCUCGACUUGGACGACUGGCCGCGGGAGCUGACCCUGGUGCUGACAGCCAUUGGCAACGACAUGGCCAACCGCGUGUGGGAGAGUGACACGCGGGGCCGCGUCAAACCCACGCGGGACUCUUCGCGGGAGGAGCGUGAGUCAUGGAUUCGCGCCAAAUACGAACAGCUGCUGUUCCUGGCGCCACUGGGCACUUCUGAGGAACCGCUGGGCCGCCAGCUGUGGGCCGCGGUGCAGGCCCAGGACGUGGCCGCCGUUCUCCUGCUUCUGGCCCACGCGCGACACGGGCCGCUCGACACCAGCGUAGAGGACCCGCAGCUUCGUUCCCCACUUCACCUGGCGGCCGAGCUCUCCCACGUAGUCAUCACGCAACUGCUGCUGUGGUACGGCGCCGACGUGUCCGCCCGCGACGCGCAGGGCCGCACUGCGCUCUUCUACGCUCGCCAGGCUGGGAGUCAACUGUGCGCCGACAUCCUUCUCCAGCACGGUUGCCCGUGUGAGGGCGGCAGCACGGCCACCACUCCCAGUGCAGCCACCACCCCCAGCAUUACCGCCACGCCCAGCCCCCGCCGCCGGAGCAGCGCCGCCAGCGUGGGCCGAGCCGACGCUCCAGUCGCGCUGGUAUAGUUGCGCCGCCGGAGAGACACCCCCACCCCCACACGGGCCGGGCACGACCACACCGGGUGGACCGCUGGACAGAUGCACCCACUCACCUCUCCGAUCCGCACCUCGUUCCCGUGGGAGCACUUCUUCCCCCACCCCAUCCCCGCAAGAGGGCACAGCCCCCGCGCCUCCCAGAAGACACAAACUCACUUCCCUCUCCCCAACGAGGCAUGGAGACCCCAGCUUGACACGCCCCCUCUCCACUGUUUCCACACUCGGAUUGCUCUGGGUCUACCCGCUGGAGGGACUCCCCCGCCGAGGUCCCUGCUCCUGGCCGUUUGAAUGUGCCCGCUCGCGCCCCCUAGGGGUGGGGGAAAGGACUAAGUCCUGCCUGUAUUCGAUUAUCCCACGGCGGGAGCAUUUACCCAGGCUGGCUCCUGGGGCGACGCCACGCCACAGGGAGGGGUUAGUACGUGGGAAGGCUUAGCCCUGGGACUUGGGGCCAAUAAGGGGGACCCUACCCCUCCAUGCUAAUCUCACUGCCCAGUGAAGGGGGAAGGGCAGCGAGGGGCAGGACCCCUGCUGCCCAUGGGGGUAGGGGGUCCCCAACCCUUUCCGUGAAAGGGACCAAGAGGAGUGGAAAUCAGGACGUUCCCCCCACAUCCACCCAUGGAUGGAAGCUAAAGGGUCGGGGGAGCCAAAAACCUGGGUCCCUCCUCACUACUAUCUUGGGAGGGAGAAGGGACAGAGCAAGAGCGUGCUAAGGGGGACUGGGGAGGGGCCUUGUAAUUUAUUGCUUUGUUCCCCAACCAAGGGGCGGGGGCGGGCAGGGCUUGGGGAGGGCGUUUCAGGGUAGGGGAAGCCAAGGGUGGGCAGAGGGUGGGGUGGGGUGGGGGUGCUCUCGGGUUGUGAGUGUCUGUGACCGUGACUGCGUCCCUGUGACUGUGCAGCGCCCGUGGUGAUCUGGGUAGGGGGCACCCCUACAAUGGGACCCCUCCCCCACUAUUCUUCCUGUCCAGCCCCUCCCUCCCACUGGAGCAGCUCCAGACCCAUCCCUCAACUCCAUGAUCCCUCCCAGCCAGGGUUAAGAUGGUGUGAGGCGGCUGGGAGGGUUUCCAGACCUCCCUGUCCCAUCCCCAGAAAGGGGGUGGUGGGGUGAAUUUACCUGGCCCAGCCCCGCCUCCCUCAAUCAACCCAGCCCUUGGGCCGUCUGUGUCAGUGGUUUCCGGUCUUUUUUUUUUUUUUUCCUGGCUAAAAUAUUUUGCAGAGGACCAGGUAAUUGGGGAGAGAAGAGGGGCGGGAGCAGCAGGGGAUACUACCCCCUCAUCAUCUCCAAGGCAAGUGGUGUGAAUCUUCAUCAACAGCAAUUAAAGAGGAAGUGAUUUUGUCUA
Molecule: messenger RNA, 3778 nt
Organism: Bubalus bubalis (water buffalo)
Lineage: Eukaryota; Metazoa; Chordata; Mammalia; Artiodactyla; Bovidae
Gene: AGAP2
Product: ArfGAP with GTPase domain, ankyrin repeat and PH domain 2
Cellular component (GO): nucleus
Molecular function (GO): GTP binding; GTPase activator activity; GTPase activity
Source: RefSeq, a predicted model, not a curated record